Messenger RNA from Erigeron canadensis, 1828 nucleotides. RefSeq lists its product as uncharacterized. The record is from RefSeq and is a predicted model, not a curated record. The coding region runs from base 4 to 1698 and encodes 564 amino acids. The transcript is spliced from 2 exons. Lineage: Eukaryota; Viridiplantae; Streptophyta; Magnoliopsida; Asterales; Asteraceae.
ACAAUGGUUGCAAAGAUGAAAAAAUGGUCACCUUGGCAGCAUAAUAAUAAUAAUAAUAAUCCACAACAAUCCGCCACAUCAAAAAAGUAUAGAGUGAAAGUGGAAAGAAUAAAGCUGGAAGGAUUAUUUGAAUAUGGUGGUGGUGAGAAAGUUAUGGGAAUUGAGGUAAAAUGGAAAGGCGGUGGUGGUGAUCAAAAGAAACGUCAUCAUCAGGGGUUCGGGUUUCGAAAGAAGGCGGGCGGGUCGUCGGGAGAAAGGACGUGGUUUAAAGAAAUAGUUGUGAAGAAAGGUGAAGUUGUUGUAUGGGAAGAAGAAGAUGAUAUCAAUUUGGAGAAUGUUUGUCAGUUUUUGAAUGGUGAUGGAUUUAAUGAUGAUCAACAUUAUAAGCUUUUUCCUUGGAUUCUCAAAUUCAAAUUCACUUAUGGAGAGCACAACAAGGGGAAAAUGGCGGAGAUAGGAAAAGUGUCAUUGAAUUUGGCUGAGUUCACUUCAAAAAUAGAGUCUCCAGUUAUUGAGAAAAAGCUCCCUGUUGAUCUCCAGAUUGCAGGAUUGACAACACAAGCUACGGUCUCAGUUUUACUAAGUUUUGUGGAAAUUAGGGACUCUGGGGAACUUGUUCCUGAGCUGACUCUGGCGGAUGAUUUUAAAGCUGUAACAGAGAAGAAGAAAUUGAGUUUGGAGGAGGUGUUUCUGUCUGACUCGGAUAACUCAGUCACAUUUGACUCUGAUGAGUCUUCUGAGUCACAGUCAUCAUCUUCGGUUACUGUCCAGGCAGGCCCAGACAAAAAGGCUGGGUUAUUUGAUUGGAAGAGGCCAAGAUUAAACCUUAAACUGAAGAAACCAAAAAUCAAGGAUUCACGACCACCCACAUUGUUCUCAGGCGACUCAAGAGUCUCUGGUCAAGAGCACAAGACCUUGACCCAUAACACAUUAUCAAAUACAUGGGAAACAAGGGAAUUCAUUAGUCGAGAUAGAGAAUCAGUGCUCAAUACACAAUCAUUUUUCGCUUCUUUUGAUCAAUGUAGUGACAAAGCCGCUGGACCAAGUGCUUGUACAGCCUUGGUCACGGUCAUAGCCCAUUGGCUAGGGUCAAACGACUCGACCACCAUGCCGACAGUUGAACAGUUUGAUAAUCUCAUUAUUGAUGGUUCAUCCGAGUGGAGAAACCUUUGUGAAAAUGUAACCCACGUGGCUGAAUUCCCUGACAAACAUUUCGACCUUGAGACUGUGUUACGGGCAGGGAUCCGGCCCAUAUCUGUUUCUCGAGAGAAUUCUUUUGUCGGGUUUUUUAGUCCAGAGAAAUUUGACUCUUUGACAGGAGUAAUGUCAUUUGAUGAUAUAUGGGAUAACGAGAUUAGUCAAAGCCAAGGGGUUUACAUAGUGAGUUGGAAUGAUCACUUUUUCGUGUUGAAAGCAGAUGAAGAUGGUUAUUAUAUCAUUGACACAUUGGGUGAACGGCUCGUUGAAGGAUGCAACCAAGCAUAUAUCUUGAGGUUCGAUAAUGGAUCGUAUAUGACCCACAACCGGACUGGGAAAGUAAUUUGCCAAGGGAAGGAUUGUUGCAAAGAGUUUAUUAAGAUGUUUUUAGCUGCAAUACCACUUAAAGAGCUUGAAAUUGAGGAGCAAAAACAGGCUGUUCCUUAUUACUCAUUGCACCACCGUCUGCAGAUCGAAUUCAACUUCUGUAGUAUGGCGUAGCCAUUAGCUUGGUUUCUCUGAAGUGGUGGACUUGUAUAUUUAUGUAUAUAUAGUUGUGUAUAUAACAGACUUAGUGAAUUCUAACUUGUUAUGAUUCUGUUGAUUAAUGAAAACAUAAAUCUUGAAGGUU